Molecule: messenger RNA, 6345 nt
Organism: Leptidea sinapis
Lineage: Eukaryota; Metazoa; Arthropoda; Insecta; Lepidoptera; Pieridae
Gene: ana1
Product: centrosomal protein of 295 kDa-like
Exons: 13
Coding region: 149-6211 (2020 amino acids)
Source: RefSeq, a predicted model, not a curated record
GUUUAGAACUUUUAGAAGUUCACGAGCAAAUUCACGAGUUAGUUUGUUUCUAUGUUUGCAAGUAAAAAGUUCCUAAACUCGUGGUAGAUAAUUGUAAUGAUGUAGUUAUUGACAAUAUAAUAUUUUUAUUAGUGUUUAGACUUAAGAAAUGACUUCUGAAAUUGAUGUUUCGAAAACAAAUGAAAUUUUAAGACGUCGUAAACUACGAUUACAACAGGUUAGAGAACAAUCAAAAGAUAUAGCAAAAAAGGUUCGGCAGCGUGCGAAAACUGAACAAUUGCAACAUGUGGUAGAUCUUGAUGGAAACAAAGAGAAACAGUAUUUUCAGCUACAAGAAAAACUUGUGGAUAGAUUAGAACAAUUAUAUUCAAAGAGUUUACAAAAUGUUGGGACUGGUCACAAAGAUGCUUUGGAAUUAAAUAGUCAAGAUAUGAAAAAGAAGACUGAUUUGUCUAAAUUACGGGGGAGAGAAGCUGUUGCGGAAUUAAGAAAAAAAAAGCAAGAAAUACUGGAUGAAAAAAAGAAACAACUUGAUAGAAAAUUACAAGCUAGAGAAGCAGCAAAUGAAUUAAGUAGAGAGAAAUCUGUUACUACAGUUCACUUAUUAAAAUCGAAAUCAGAUGAUAAAGUCUCGUCAAAUCAAAGUCACAUAAAUAUUGAUUCUGUGCAAAAUAGUAAUAACAAUGAUAAUAAAGUAUUAGAUACAGAUUCAAAAAAGAAUGACAUUGCGACUCAGUGGGAGGCAGAAGAGUUGCCAAAAGAUUGGGAACCAAAUGUUCCAUCAUUAUCCAUUCCAAAAGAUGACAAAGAGAGUCAAAGAAUAUCAGAAAAUGACACAGAGAUUUCUAACAAAAGUAAAAGAAUGAAUCUUUUUGCAUUGAGUGAUGAAAUGCCGGCUAGUUUAAGAGGCAGCUAUUCAAACAUUCCUUUAGAUACACAUUAUAAACCUACAACCACAGUUAUAUCUGAAUAUUUACAAAGUAGACAAUUACGUUUGAGAGAAUCUGAACCUGAAAGUAUUAAAAAGCCGAGUGAUGAUCUGCAAAGUAUUAAACAAACAAUACUUAGGACACGAGCAUCAAAAGUCGAUGGUAAUAGUAUAUGUCAUGUACUUGACGAACAGGUCAUACCGGUGCCUGCCUGGCGUGCUAGCAACUCUUAUAAUGUACCUUGUCGUUGCCAAACUAAAUAUUGUAAUAACUUCAAGCAGCCUGUGACUAACACAUUUAUGUAUCAGCAUGAACAUUAUCAAAUUAAUAAGACAUCCUAUCAAAAACAAUUGUGUGCUGUCAAAAGUUUUAAAGAUUCCAAAUUUUGCCCACCAGUUUCAGGUAAUAAAACAGAAAGAUCUAAAAACUCAAUUGGAGAUUCUAUUAAAAAACAUUGUAUAACUUUGAAUAAUAGACAUAACCUAGAGAAUAAUGUUACUGUAGUCCGUGAAGAAAAUAAUAAUGACGAUGCAUAUACCAGAGCCUUAAAAGAAACACUAAACUCAAAUGAUCCCGAACCCAAGAAAGUUGACCAUAAGAAAGUUGAAAUGAGAAAUAAAGUUGCGGUUGCUAAAGAUAAGAUUGAUAAGGAGUACAAGGACACUUUGGCAUUCUUAAAUUCUUUGGCAAAAACAAGAUCCGAUAAACCUAUUAGGGAGGCGUUUAUGGAUGAUGAUAGACAAAAAAUUGUCACAGAGAAGCAUCAAAGAAAAUUGCAUGAGGAAUUCACAAAUUUGCAAAGAGAACAUUGUAGAAAAAAUUGUAAGCACACACGUAGGACACCUAGUAAAUCUGAUAAUACUGGAAGCCCAGUUAACAGGCAUAAGAAAUAUGAUUGGCUACCGGUUCCUGAAGGUGAUGGAAAUCUAGUUAUACACACGCUUCCUCUUGAUAACGAUGCUAAAUGCAAUAAUACAGUCAAAUUUAGCGACAUUGAUACUUACCAUGAGUACAGAUCUCGUCACAAACACACACCUCCGUCAAAGGAUGACAACACUAACAAAAGAACUGAAGAAACUGUCUUUGUAGAACACAUUAGUAGUGAUACUGAUACUGAUUCUAUCUCGUCUGAAUCUAGUUCAUUGAAGGAUACUGUUCAAGAGAUACAAAAACAUAAAAGUAAAAACGAUCAUAGACUCUCCGACGGUGAUAAAAUUAUAAUUUAUAAAAUUGUGCAAUCGAAAAUGGAGAAAAGGUCGAAGAAAUGUAAGAAAUCGAGGAACGCGAGUAAGAUUUCUAGUAAUAUGAGUAAAUCUAUAGAAAAGACGAAAAAUGAAGGUACAGUUGAGCAAGAUAAUGAAGGAUUUGAAAAUUUAAGUGAAGGUAUCUACAAAGCUAAAGAAACAGGUGAAUCGUGCAAUAUUCUUAGCUACUGUUCAACCAAGACUAACUUUUGGACGACUUCAGCUGGACUAAAACCGUGGUGGGACAAUGUCGCAGCUAUUCAUUUCGCUGAAGAUGAUAAAAUAAAUGUGUCCUCGAAUGACAACUGUAAGAGAAACCGAUCCACAACACCACACAACGACCAUGAAAAAGAUUGCAUUCGACGGGACAUUAGUAACGGCGACAACAGGACCCGAGAAGAGGCAUACUCAGCUAAAGCACCAGCAACCCAACCUUCGGUGACUUCGUCGACAAAUUUAUAUAAAACUGCAGAUAUUCAAAAGCCAAGUAAAACAAUGCAGGAUUUCGAUUUUCUAAAACCUUUCGAUGGAGAUCACGAAGCAGCGAAGUUUUAUAUAGGAGCAUCUGGUUUUCUGAAAGAUAAUAACUAUGAAGUUGUAAUACAACUUAAGAAAAAGGAGAGUGAUAUAAUUGACAAAAGCAAUAAAAAAAUUGACAACGAAUCGGCGCAAGUACAGGCAAAGGAUAAAUCCAAAGUGGAUAUUGAAGUACAAUAUUCCAAUGAUCAUAACUUGAAAGAAACAGCAGCGCAGACGUCAGUUAAUAUUGAAAAUAUAUAUGCAGAGAAUGCAUCUAGUGAAACAAAUAUUAAACAUAAUCCCCUUCUUACUAAUAAUGAAGAUAAAAUACAAUCUGUUAACAUGGAAAAUGAAACUGACAAUGUGCAAGAAAUUGGUGUGCACACUUCUUUCAAAGAUUCCUUCACAAUACCAGUAGAGUGUCCAAAAACUGAUUCAAUUGCGAAACCAGCAACAUCAACAUACACACAAACAUCAUUUAGCUCACCAAAUGCCAGACCGGUUCUUUUGCAUAUGACUUCUUCGACAUCUACUGCUUACAUGAGCCCACCUGAUUUCAUACAUCCGAAAUUCUUAGGACAUAUUUACGACCCCUUAAAUCAACGAGAAUGCGAAGACACUCCAAUCAAUAUAGAAAACCAAAAUUGCUUUAAAGUUUGUAGAUGUACGCGCUCAAGAUCAUCACACUAUAAUCAUAAGAAGACAUGCAAACGACUUAGCAUUAGCACCAAUACACCACCAAACACGGCACGAAGUUUUCAGUGUGACAUAUCAGAAGAUUUACAAACAAACUCGUUGGAAUGUAAUAAUUCCAAACGAAUUCAUAAAGGCUUAAAGAAAAUACAUAAAAAAUCACACUCAUCGCAUGUUAUACAGGAAAAACAUAAAUCACUCGAACCAAAUCAAAAUACUAGAUCCGGUCUAUCUCACAAGGCCUGUACAAAAAAUGUUAAUAUUAAUCCAGUGGUUAAACAAUAUGUAAACAAACUCCUUGGACUCAACAAAGGAACUCUAAAGGCUGUUCAAGUGAUUAAUCAAGAAUGCAGUGCUAUAGAAACACCAGGGAGUUCCAUUAUCAAUGAUUCAAACAAUAUAGGAAAGUAUUAUAAACAUGCUGAAAACAAAAUUUCCCUCGAGCAAAUAAAAGUUAUGGUGGAACAACAAAUUACGAAAAAGCUCCAGAAGGAAGUUGAGAAUACUAAAACUUAUUCCAGCAACAUAUUGGGGUCAGAAAAGCAAAUUAAUGUCAAUUCAAACCUGGCUAGGAAAAAGCAUGUUCAUAAAGUUAAGUCCUUAAAUAUUUCAAAGCAUUUUGUAAAAACCAAAAGAUCUAGAGAAUCGCAUAAACGAGAUCAUGAUGUUGUUGACAGGCCUCAACCACGAUCAUCUUCGUCGAACGAACCCUGCUCAUCACAUAAUCAUUUUAGUAAAAAUGUAAAAGAAAACUUCCUGGCGAGACAUAACUUUGGAAGUAAAAGUACUUUUAACCUUAGAAAGAAAUGUUCUCUGCCUAGUACAACUACAGUAAGAAGAAAUAAUAAAUCUCCAAGACGGCGUUGUUCAGUACAAUACUCCUCAUGCGAUACUCGUCAUCGUGACGCGUAUAGAUUACCACCAAAUCGCGCAACAGCAACAUCGUUUUCAACUGAUUCGGAGAAAUCAAAUUAUAGAGAAUUUAAAAAAACAUCAAAGUUCCACCCAGCAGAUAUUUCCACUCAAACUAGUGCAAUUGAUAGCGAUAUUAACUUCAUGAAAUUAGCUGAAAACAAACUUCAUAAUAUGGAAAAAAUUGCUGAUUUAACUGAAAGAUGUACUAAGAGAUUGUCAAACUUGGCGAAAGUUCUGGAAGAAGUGCGAAAAAACAAAUCUUUAGUGUAUGGUCAAGUUUCCACAUCGGAUUCUGCUUCGGAAUCGGAGAUUAAAAAGAAUACAAUAAGUGCACAAAUAACGCAAUCUAGUUCUAGGAUUUUGCCUGAAAACAAAAUUCAAGCAGACGUUAGGGAACCGAGCAAAGAAAAAAUCCAGUUUGUGCAAAUAUUGACAGAUAUUCCUAAACCUUCGGCUGUUCUUGCAUCAACAUCGACUUCAAGCAUAAAUAACGAUCCCAAUGGUCCCGAGAGUAAAGCUAAAUCUGAUCAAUCUAAAAGUAGGGGUAAACCUCCCCCGGCACUAUCACGUGUAAAUUUAAAAAAUGUUCAUGACAUUACAGCCGUUCCCCAUGAGUUGUCGACGGUAAUGGAGGUAGACUCGCCCAUGAGUGUAAAUUUAAAGAGUAAUUCUUCUCGAAAGCAGCUCUACAAAGAGAGCACUUUGUCAAACCAGGAAGAACAUCCUAAAACUCAAGAAGGCACUUCUCAUGAAUUUAAGGAAGAUCAUUCCAACAGUGGCUCUAUAUCACAGAAGGAUAAGUUUCAGCACUCUAAAGCCUCUUUUGGAUCUUCAGAAGAAUCAAAAGCUCAAAUGAUGGAUAUGAAAUUAUUUAACGAGAUAAUGCUAAAACCUUUUGUAAGUUUGCAAGACUAUGUGAAUCAAUGCAAUGGAAAAAUUGAGGAGGGAUCAAAUUUAGAAGAUUUGAUAAAGGACAACGUAGCCCAUGAGGAAUUAAGCUCUUUGCAUUCAGAUGGAAGUUUACCUGACGUUAUCUCCGAAUUACUAAAACGAAAAAUUAUUAGCGAACCUUUUAAAUUAGAUACUGGAUCCAAUGGUAAUACUAAUACCACAAGUUUAUCAUCAGAGUCCUCCAUGUCGCUUUUAGCUCUGUCGAAAAUUAAAAAGGAAAAGAAAUUCGCAGACAAAAUUCUAUUGAAAAGAGACAACUUUGGAGAGACAUCAGGAACUUUAAGUUUAUCCUCAAAUCCAGAUCUAGAGCAUGCAUUUAAAAAAUUGGGUAUGGGAUGGGCAUCCUCAACCUUAAAGAAAACUAAGGAAAGACUAGCUCUCUCAUCGUCUUCAAAUACAUCCAGUUCUAGUUUAAAUCAAUUAAAAUCAAAAAGUGGUGCUAAAGAUGGUUCCUCUGUGACAAACGAAUUUAUCCCGUAUGAUCAUAAAUUGAAUUUUAAAAAUGAAACUGACAAUGCUAAGAAUGCUGUGCAACAGACAUCUUUGACAAAUUCAAUGACGGUUAAAGAAUUUUUGACUAAUGAAUUAGCGAAAAAAAUUACAUUUACUAAUAAUAAUUCAACGAGAAAUGACAAUGAAUUCGUAUCUUUAUAUGAAACUAAAAUGCCUGAUGAAAUUAAGAACGCGUCUAAGACACGAGAAGAACAUUCGGGUGUGCUAAGUCCUAUUGUUCGGGCCCGGACUUCAACCCCGGUACAAAUCUAUAGAUCUGCUACUUAUCAUUCUACUUCAAGCUCUAAUACAUCGGAGAGCUUAUUUAGCAAUGCAGAAGAGUUGUCUUCCGUGAAAGUAACUUCCAAUUCUCUUCGCAACCAUUCCAUAUCCGACAAGGAUGAUUUAACCAUUCCAAAUUAUAGCCUCAGAAGAAAAGGCUUAUCUGAUAACAGUAAAAGUGACUGAUACUAUAAUCGUUUCGUUUUUGCGUAACAAUUUAUUAUGUCACAAAUUUUGUUAGUUGUUUUUGAGGUUUAUUAAUGAAUAAUGUGAAAUAUGUUUGUAUCUAUUAUAAAAUAAAUAUUAUUUUUGAAUGUAAA